Molecule: messenger RNA, 1738 nt
Organism: Drosophila sulfurigaster albostrigata
Lineage: Eukaryota; Metazoa; Arthropoda; Insecta; Diptera; Drosophilidae
Product: organic cation transporter protein
Biological process (GO): transmembrane transport
Cellular component (GO): membrane
Molecular function (GO): transmembrane transporter activity
Source: RefSeq, a predicted model, not a curated record
UUUGUCAAUCGCUCGUCGGCUAACGAGUCAAGUAGACACGUUGGGAAAAGCGCUCGACAUGGACUUCGAGAGUGUGUUGGAGAAGUGUGGCAGCUUCGGUCGCUAUCAGUUCGUGUUGCUGGGACUUUAUGGCUAUACGAAUAUGCUAUCGUCACUGCAUUACUUUUCGCAGACCAUCAUCAGUUUCACGCCGCCCCAUACGUGCAAUCCCUCAACUACACCUGAGACUUACGCUUACGCAAAUGGCACAUCGUCGGCCAGGUGCAGUUACAUAGAAUGGGAUCCCGUUCUGCAGCAAGAUCAGGAAAUCAAAUGUCAAUCCUGGAACUUUGAACGCGAAAGUGGCUAUGAAAGCAUCACAACUGAGCUGGAAUGGGUCUGUGACGAUGCGUACAAAUUGGCAGUGGGUCAAUCGUUCUUUUUCAUUGGAUCCGUGCUGGGCACCUUGUUCUUUGGAUAUCUGGCGGAUCGCAUUGGUCGUCUGCCUGCCUGCAUGCUGACGACUCUGACUGGCGCUCUCGGUGACUUUAUUACCUCGUUUGUAAACUCGCUGCCAUUUUUCUCAAUGGGUCGCUUCAUAUCCGGCUUAUCCACCGAUACGCAAUACAUAUUGAUGUACAUCUUAGUCUUCGAGUACCUCAGUCCAAAACGCCGCACUUUGGGCCUGAACAUGGUUAUGGCUGUGUUCUACUGCAUUGGCCUUAUGAUCUCACCGUGGUUGGCGUUUUGGGUUGGCACUUGGCGGAAUUACCUCUGGGUAGCUUCACUGCCUGCCCUCGGAGUGCUCUGCUAUCCUUGCGUGCUCUUCGAGAGCGCUGAGUGGCUUCUGACGAAGCGGCAAUUCGAAAAAGCUGCGCAUUGUCUGCGACGCAUUGCCAAAUUCAAUGGACGGCAAGUGGACGAGUCUGUGUUCGAUCAAUUCAUUAAAUUUUAUCACGAGAAGCUGAACGAAGAACAGAAAACCACAUCGGAUACAUUCAUGGGCAUGCUAAGAACGCCAAGACUGCGAAAAUUUACAAUCAUACUCUUUAUCAAGUCCAUGAUCAUCACGGUGGCCUUUGACAUACUCAGUCGCAAUAUGGAGGGCAUGGGCAUCUCACCCUUCAAGCUCUUCUCUUACACCGGAUUUACAUAUCUACCCGCCGGCAUCACUAUAAUUCUCUUCCAGAACUACAUCGGUCGCAAGGGAAUGGCCUGUGCUUCGCUCUUUGUGGGUGCCAUAAUCACAGCAGCAACUGGUUUCUUGGUGGCCAGUCUUAAUCCGGCUGAACAUGCUGUUAUUCUAGCCUUCAUGGUGGGCUUGGGUCGCUAUGGUGGCGUUGUCGCCUACGAUGCCGAGGCUCAAUAUGCCGCCGAGAUUAUACCGACCAGUGUGCGCGGUCGUGGCAUGUCCAACAUACAUGUUGUGGGUUAUGCCUUUGGCUUCUUCAGUUCGUACAUCAUCUUCCUGGGCACUUACUAUAAGCCGCUGCCUUCGAUCUUCAUUAGUUUGCUAAUGUUUAUAGGUGCCGCCUUAUGUUUGACCUUACCAGAGACACUGCACAAAAAACUACCUCAAACACUGGCGGACGGCGAGGUAUUUGGAAAGGGAGAGUGCUGGUACUACUUUCCCUGCUUCAAGUGUGGCAGGAAGUCGAUAGAGGAAAUGCCAGACGUCGCAGCGAUAGUGUCUAUGGAAAAUUCCCCUACAAAAAUUGUAAAAGAAAAUCCCUAAAAAUAAACAAUUUAAUUUAUUAAA